GGUAUACGACCUAAAAUGAUUCUAUCAAUGACUAUUUGAGUUGAAGUUUUCAAUUUUUAUUAUUUAAUGUAUUUUUGGAAUAUACUUGUUGAUGAUUUUCUUGAAUUUUGAUUAUGUCUGUAUGUAGAAAGAUUCUACUUAUUUCAGUCAAUAUCUUUAAAAGAAAAAUUAUGUUGUUAGAGACAAUUUAGAUCAAUAUGGGCAUUGAUAAAGUCAAGGCAGAUCGAAUUACAUCUUUCCUGCUCUUGAUAAUCAUUCUAUGUAGAUUUUCAUUGCAAGUACAAUGCCAACUAUUUGAUAAUUUGAAUCAAACGAGUAAUUCUAAGUUACCUCCACUGCUUGAUGAGGACUUCAAUCAAACAAGUAAUUCUGAGUUAGUUCAACUACUUGAUCAAUACAAUCGAACAAGAAACCCUGAGUUACUUCCAUUAGUUACACCGCUGAUUUACCAACGUCUGUCUGAUCUCACAAGUGUUUUUCAAGGCGACGUUAGUCGUAAAUUGGCUUUCUGUAUCAAGGAUCAGGAAGCAGAUUGGAAUGGGGCAUUCAAUUUUAAGGCGGAUUUGGAUUUUUUAUCUUCUUGUAUUGAGAAAACAAAUGGGGAUAUCACACAACGCCUAUGUACAGCAGCAGAAACAAAAUUUUACUUUAGUAGAUUCCUCGCAAAGAACUACUUGAAACCUAAUAUUAAUUGUAAUGUGACCACUUGGAAUGAUGGCUGUGAACCUGGAUGGGCUUGUAGAGUUGAAUUUGAUGAUCUAGUUGAUUUGAAAAAUUCGAACGGCAUGCCUACUAGAACUGCCGCUUGUCAACCUUGUUGCGCGGGCUUCUUCUGUCCUCGUGGACUUACUUGUAUGAUACCUUGCCCUUUAGGUUCCUAUUGCCCACUUGCGGAACUCAAUAAGACGACUAGCAUGUGUGAACCAUACCGUUACCAACUACCUCCAAAACAGCUAAACCAUACUUGUGGGGGAGCAGAUUCCUGGGCUGAUAUCAGUAGUAGUAGUGAGAUGUUCUUCUCAGCAGGAUCAUAUUGUCCCUCUACCACCAAAAAAGUACCUUGCAGUGAUGGACAUUACUGCCGUACAGGUUCAAGAUCUGAAAAAAAGUGCUUCAAGUUGACUUCUUGCAACCCAAAUACUGCAACACAGGGUCUCCGCUUACACGGUGCUAUUCUUAUUGCUGCAUUGAGUGCUUUGUUGAUCAUUAUCUAUAACUGCUCUGAUCAUGUUCUCGCCAUUCGUGAAAGAAGAAACGCUAGAUCUAGGGAAGCUGCAGCAAGAAGUGUCCAGGGAACUGCACAUGCACUUAACAGGUGGAAGGCUGCAAGAGACGUUGCCAAAAAGCAUGCACUUGGGCUUCAAAAAUCAUUAUCAAGUACACUUUCUCGUCAAAGGACAGCCAGACAACAACAGAAAAUAAUAACUCUGGGCAAUGCUAAAAGUGAGCCCGAUGAGGACGUAGAUAGUUCACGGGAAUAUCAGCUGAAGUCAUCCAAAUCAGAAAACAGAAUGAAGAAGGGAUCAGAAAACCCCACAGAGAUUAUAGAUGAUCUUGAAGGCAACUUUAACAGUAAUCGAGAUUUCAGUUUGGAGAAUAGUCAAAAGCAUGCACCAAAGGGGAAACACAUGCAUACUAAUAGUCAAACUUUUAAGUAUGUAUAUGAAAAAAUUGAGAAGGAGAAAGCGCAGCAACAAGAUAAUAGGAAACUGACCUUUUCUGGUGUAAUUAAAAUGGCCACUCAGACAGAAUUCAGGGCCAGACCAACGAUUGAGAUUUCUUUCAGAGACCUAACCGUUACUUUGAAAGGUAAAAACAAACAUCUCAUGAGGUGUGUUACUGGAAAAAUCAUGCCUGGUCGCGUUUCCGCUGUCAUGGGUCCAUCUGGAGCUGGGAAAACGACAUUUCUUAAUGCUCUAGCUGGAAAAGCUACGGGAUGCAAAAAGACGGGUCUUAUUCUUAUUAAUGGAAACGAUGAAUCGAUUCACUCGUAUAAGAAAAUCAUUGGUUUUGUGCCACAAGAUGAUAUUGUGCAUGGGAAUUUGACGGUAGAGGAGAAUCUCAUGUUCAGUGCCAAAUGCAGGCUAUCAGCUGACAUGCCAAAAGCGGAUAAGGUUCUGAUUAUUGAAAGAGUUAUCGACUCCUUGGGACUACAGCAUGUAAGAGGUUCCUUGGUUGGAACGAUAGAGAACCGGGGAAUUUCCGGAGGUCAGAGAAAACGAGUAAAUGUUGGGCUGGAAAUGGUUAUGGAACCUUCACUACUGAUCUUAGAUGAACCAACAUCUGGUUUAGACAGUUCAUCUUCCCAGUUGCUUCUAAGAGCACUUCGUCGUGAGGCACUUGAAGGGGUGAACAUCUGUGCAGUAGUUCACCAACCCAGCUAUAGCCUGUUCAGGAUGUUUGAUGAUCUGAUACUUCUAGCAAAAGGUGGUUUUAUAGUAUAUCAUGGACCAGUAAAGGAAGUCGAAGAAUAUUUUGCAGGCUUUGGGGUCGUAGUUCCUGACCGGGUCAAUCCACCAGAUCACUUCAUCGACCUUUUGGAGGGUAUUGUACCAAGCACUGGCAUAGACAUGAAACAGCUUCCUCUCAGAUGGAUGCUUCACAAAGGAUACCCAAUACCCCCGGAUAUGCAGCUCGAUGCUGCAGAUAUCGCUUCGUCAUCAAGAGGUCCAGAGACGAGUGUUGAUGUAGAUGAAGAUGAAGUUAGAUCAUUUGCUGGAGAUAUAUGGGAGGAUGUUAAGUGUAACGUUGAGAUCCAACGGGAUAACAUACAUCACAAUUUCUUGAUGUUGAAAGACUUGUCCAAACGUCUAACUCCUGGUGUAUUUAAACAAUGCAAAUACUAUCUUGGGAGGAUUAGCAAACAACGGUUGAGAGAAUCUAAAAUACAAGCUGUGGAUUUUCUAAUUUUAUUUCUUGCUGGAACCUGCUUAGGAUUACUUGCUAAAGUUAGUGAUGAAAAUUUCGGGGCAGCAGGUUACACCUACACGGUAAUAGCAGUUUCUCUUCUAUGCAAGAUUGCUGCAUUGAGAUCCUUCUCAACCGAUAAGUUAAUUUAUUGGAGAGAGAGUAGUUCUGGCAUGAGCAGCUUGGCCUAUUUUCUGUCGAAGGACACUGUUGAUCAUUUCAAUACACUUGUAAAGCCUGUGGUUUAUCUCUCCAUGUUUUAUUUCUUCAACAACCCUAGGUCUUCGUUCAUGGAUUACUACAUUGUUCUGGUCUUUCUUGUGUACUGUGUUACUGGCAUAGCCUAUGUGUUUGCCAUCUUUCUUGAACCUGGCUCAGCCCAGCUGUGGUCAGUUCUCGUUCCUGUUGUUUUGACUCUCGUCUCUACUCAGCAGACAACUGGAUUUGUGAAGUUCAUAGCAAAUUUAUGCUAUCCAAAGUGGGCUUUGCAAGCAUUUGUGAUAUCAAAUGCCGAAAGUUAUUCUGGAGUUUGGCUGAUAACACGUUGUGGUUCACUGAUGAAAAGGGGCUAUGAUCUUCGCAAUUGGAAUCGUUCCAUAAUCGUUCUUUUCCUUUACGGUGCAGGUAGUCGCAUACUUGCUUAUAUCUUAAUGGUCUCUUUCCAAAGAAAGUAAAUAAAAUUGUCGCUCUUAGCCUCUUAUUUUUAUGUAAAAGAGAAAAAUUAGAAGAAAGGAAAGAAAAGACAGCUUUCGAAGCUAUUGUUGUGGUGUAACCCCACUCAAGAACAUUGGUUAUCACUAGUCACUCGAUGAUAAUCUCACUUUAAUCAGUA
This is a messenger RNA of Papaver somniferum (opium poppy), 3739 nucleotides long. RefSeq names its product putative white-brown complex homolog protein 30. The transcript has 14 exons. Bases 198 to 3581 code for a protein of 1127 amino acids. Lineage: Eukaryota; Viridiplantae; Streptophyta; Magnoliopsida; Ranunculales; Papaveraceae. Gene Ontology annotation, molecular function: ATP hydrolysis activity; ABC-type transporter activity; ATP binding. The record is from RefSeq and is a predicted model, not a curated record.